This is a messenger RNA of Oryctolagus cuniculus (rabbit), 3109 nucleotides long. It is a transcript of the gene LCNL1, whose product is annotated as lipocalin like 1. Lineage: Eukaryota; Metazoa; Chordata; Mammalia; Lagomorpha; Leporidae. The record is from RefSeq and is a predicted model, not a curated record. Gene Ontology annotation, molecular function: small molecule binding.
CAGUCAGGACCCCUGAGGGGACGUGCCCGGCAGCCCCCCUCAGGCUGCCCGCUGCGCCCCGGCCCCCCUGGGCGCUGGGUCCUGCCUCUCAGCUCCUAAUCCCUGUAGGCAGCUGCCCCAACCCUGCACAGGAGCCGCGGACCGGAUAGGGUUUGCAAGUGUGGGAUUAGCACGCUCAGAGUGGGCAGAUAAGGGUCUAGGGCACAGAAAGGCACACUGUUUGGAGAGGCAGGUGUGUCCACCCCUCCCGGGACAGACUCGCUGGGCCACUCCGGCCUGGGUCUCCAGAGCGCACAGCCCUGCCCCCCCGGAGCGCUGGCACCAAAGCCACACGAGGCCCACCUAACUGUAAUCCCAGCCUCCAGCUGGCCCCAGAUGCCCGGCCGCAGUGGCCUUCCCCAGGCCUCCGUCCCGGUGCUGCUGGGUCACGGUGUGCAGGACCCCACCCCCACCCGCCCACAAGGCCUGAGGUGAAGGUGACCUCAGUGGUCUUCCUGGAAGAGGCAGCUGUGCCUGAGCUGAGAGUGGGGGCCGACAUCCCAGGGGGCUGGGGGAGGCCGGGGAGGCGAGGGCAGCCCCCAGCCCAGAGCCCGAGAGAGCCCCAGGCAAAGUGCAGCGGAACAGGUGGAGCCUGGGCCGGGCCAAGGGUGCUGCAGGGUGCAACUCGAUCGGCACCUAUCGCAGUGGGCUGGGACCCCGCCGGCUGGCCUGCCAGCCGCCCCGGGGCAUCUCAGGGGCAUAAAGGCCUCCGCGGGGCGGCCACCGCAGCGCUCCUGCCCCUUGCCAUGGCGCUGCAGGCUCUGCUGCUUGGCUCCCUCCUGGCCCUGCUCGGGGCAUCCCUGGGACAGGCCCAGGUGCCCAUACAGGCCAACUUCGAUGCCAGCCAGGUGCGUCCCGGUCUGCCGGCCCCUGUGCCGGGACAGCCUCCUCCCACUUCUUGUUCCUCAUCCAGGCUCAGCUGGGGCUGGGGGCAUGGAAGAGACCCCCCCAGGAGCCCCACUCCACAGCUGGUCCCCACCACUCCUAGGGCCUGCCACUGCCACAAGCAGCUGCCCCCGGCCCCAACCCCAGGUCAGGGUUGAUGGGGAGGAAGUGACAGCUCCGCUCAGUGGGGGGCCUCCUCCCAGCCUCCCUCCCCCGCCCGCAGUUCCAGGGCACCUGGUACAUGGUGGGGGCCGCAUCCAAUGACCAGAGCUUCCAGGACAGCAAGGACGACAUGAAGAUGCCCGUGGUCUUGGUGACCCCCUUGGCCAAUGGCGACCUGGCCCUGAAGUUCGGGUACCCCCUGCCCGAUGGCGGGUGUCAAAAGCUGGAGGCGACCUUCACCAAGGGUGCCGUGGCCGGGCAGUUCAGCAACCCAGCCAUGGGCCAGACCGACAUCCGCGUGGCCUUCACCGACUACCUGAACUUCGCCGUGCUGUACCUGGAGACCCGCCGGGGGGACACGCGCAACGUCUGGCUGCAGCUCUACGCCCGCGCCCCGGAGCUGUUCCCCGAAGGCGCGCAGAAGCUGAAGCUGCUGGGCCCCCAGGUGGGCCUGAACCCCAGCCAGGGCGCCCUGCUGCCCAAGACCGUGAGGCCCCCUCCCCGAAGGCCGUGCGGCUCCCCUGCCCCAAGCAAAAUAAAUGUCUCCGAAGCCAGCCAGCGGCGCCGUGCGUUUGUGGGGGGCCGGGCCCGGACCCCGACGCUCCCUAAGACCACGCAGGGCUGGGCGGGGACCCCCCAGGGCCGCUCCGGGAGGGGCUGAGGCUCCUGCGGACUGGCGGGGAUCCCGGCACAGGUGCCCGCCGCGCGCCGCGACCCCCGGGCUCCUCCCGCACUGCACCCCGGGGCUCCCUGGCCCCUAGCUCCGGGAGCCUCCUCGCCCCAUUACCUGCGGCCGCCCAGCCCACCGGGCAGCUGCAGCGACCGACUGGAGACCCCGGCCCAGGCCCCGCCCGCCAUGGGGCCAGGGGAGGGGGUGGAUGAUGCCGCAGAGAGCCCCCCGGGGGGGGAGCAGGCCCUGGACUGUGGCUGUCCGCCCUGGGGGGGGGCUGUCGCUCCUCCGUGGCCUGGGGGUCCCCGGGGCUCAGGUGGGAAUUUUUCAGGAAUGAUGGGUGCCAGGUGGGCCUUUGUGAGAGGUUAAGGAGCCCCCGGUCCCCCCCCACCCCGCCCCAGCUUCCUGCUAAGGCACCUGGGUCCCUGCCUCCAGGCGGGAGACCCGGAUGGAGUCCUGGGCUCCCAGCAUUUGGGGAACGGACGAGUGGAUGGGGGAGUUCUCUGUCUCUCUCCUUUUCAAUUUAAUACAUAAAUAAAUCAUAAUUGGGGCAGGCGGUUGGCCCAGUGGUUACGCCUGCGUCCAUCCCACAUCAGGGAGCCCGGGUUCAAGUCCCAGAUCCCCCAGAUUCCAGCCCACUGCUCAUGCACCCUGGGAGGCGGCAGAAGAUGGCCCCGUGCUGGGCCCCUGCACCUGCGUGGGAGGCAGAUGGAGCUCCUGGCUUCAGCCUGGCCCAGCCCACGCUGUGCAGGCAUUUGGAGACUGAAUCAGCAGACAGAGCACUCUCUUCCUCUCUCUCUCUCUGCCUCUCAAAUAAAAAUAAGUAGGAGUCUGCGCAGUGGCGUAGCAGCUAAAACUGCUGCCUGUGAUGUGGCAUCCCACACGGGCGCCGGUUCGAGUCCUGGCUGCUCCACUUCCCAUCGCGCUCUCUGCUGUGGCCUGGGAGAGCAGUGGAGGAUGCCCGAGUGCUUGGGCCCUGCAUCUGCGUGGGAGGCCAGGAUGCAGCUCCUGGCUCCUGGCUUUGGAUCGGUGCAGCUCUGGCCGUUGUGGCCAUUUGGGGAGGGACCCAGCAGAUGGAAGACCCCUCUCCCCCCUUGCCUCUCUGUAACUCUUCCUUUCAAAUAUGGAAAAUAAAUCUUCCAAAGAAAAGUGUAAACAGAAGCAGCCGUGUCCCCUCAGACGUGCCUUCCGUGAGGGGGUCCAGCUGGACUGACCGGUCACAGAGACAAGGCCUCCCCUGAGUUCCGGGGGCCCCGGCAGCCGCGGCACGCCUGCCCCACCACCUGCACGCUGGCCUCGAGGCUAGGAGCCCCCACAAGGCCAAGCUCCUGCCGGCGCCUGCCCUGGGCCCCC